AUGUAUUCCAAAGCUACCGUGUUCCUUGCUUUUCUAGUCAUGGCGAUCGCUGAGAGACCCAGAGUCGGUCUUCAGAUGCCACCUAUUUUGCCGCCUAUUGCUGAUCUGAUAUCGCCACGAGUGGUUGGAGGUGAAGAAGCAGGUGCAGGAAGUUAUCCGUUCAUAGUUUCCCUUCAAAUGUCCUCCCGACACAUUUGCGCUGGAUCCAUCUUGAAUGAAGAAUGGGUUAUAACAGCAGGGCAUUGUAUAGAGGCCGUUCCUUUUUUAUUUCUUCUUCGCGUCAAGGCUGGAAAGUACAAUCUUCAACUUAUAGAAGACACCGAACAGACAGUCAAAGUGGCGCAUACUUACGUACACGAAAAUUAUAAAAAUGAUGUUGGCCCAUAUGACAUUGGUUUGCUUAAGCUUGCAUCUCCAUUGAAGUUGACAAAUAUGGUACAACCCAUCCAAUUAGCACCUCCAGAAAGUGAACCAACUGGAGAAGCAUGGCUUAGUGGAUGGGGCUCUAUCUCGACUACCACAGAUCGAAUAUUGCCAAAUAAACUUCAGCAUGUUAAGAUGGAGUACAUCGAUCGUACUACUUGCUCCGAAUCUGUCAAACGUUUGACGGGAACUUCUCCCGUUCAUGAAACCAAUAUCUGUACUGGGCCACUGUACGAUAAAAUUUCUGCAUGCAAUGGUGAUUCCGGUGGUCCAUUAAUCUCAUAUAACGGAAAAAAGCCGAUACUUACUGGAAUUGUAUCUUGGGGUAUUAUUCCAUGUGGUACUGCAGGAGCGCCAUCCGUAUACACCAAGGUAUCCAGUUUCAAUAAUUGGAUUGCACAGAAAAUUAAUCCAAAUUUCUCUCAGUUAUAUUUGAGCAAUAUUGACGAUAAGCAACUUUCUACUAUAAGGUAUUGUUAUUGGGAUGUAAUAUACUAUACUACUAAUAGCAUUAUUUCGUAUAAAUACAAAUCAUCUGUGCUAUGCCAUAAUAAUGUCUUGUCAGCAUACAAAUGCACCAGACGAAACAAGUAUAAAAUGCAGUCUAUUCGGGAAAUUGUCAAACAGCAAAAAAUGUAUUCCAAGGCUAUCGUGUUCUUCGCUUUCCUAGCUAUGGCGGUUGCUAACGUGCAGCCUCAAGUCGACCUCCAGAUGCCUAUCAGUCCACGUUUUACUCCGUUUGAGACUUAUGUGACUGGAGGUUCCGAAGCACCGGUAGGACGUUAUCCAUACAUAGUUUCUCUUCAAAGUCGCGGAGAACACUUUUGCGGAGGAUCCAUCUACAACGAACGAACAAUUAUAACAGCGCAUUGUGUUAAAAAAAGAAAUGCAGAUCGUCUUACUGUCAAAGCUGGAAAGUUCAUUAUUAACACUAAGCCUACUGAACAAACAGUUAGUGUGCAAAAAAUACACAUACAUGAAAAAUAUAGAGGUGGCGUUGCCGUCCCAUAUGACAUUGCUGUACUUAAGCUUAAAUCUCCAUUGAAAUUGAACGAUAACGUACGAGCUAUCAUAUUACCACAAGCAAACAGUGAACCAACUGGCGUGGCUUGGCUUAGUGGAUGGGGCUCUAUCUCGACUACUAAUGUUCCAAAAAUGCCAACUAAACUUCAACAUGUUCAGAUGGCGUACGUCGAUCGCAAAACUUGCGAUAAGGCCCUCAGUAAACUGAUGGGAACUCCUCGUUCUCGUGUUCAUGAAACCAAUAUUUGCACUGGGCCAUUGAACAAACAAAUUUCUGCAUGCGACGGUGAUUCCGGUAGUCCACUUAUCUCCUAUGUAGGAGGAAAAGCGGUGCUUAAUGGAAUUAUAUCCUGGACUUAUGUGCCGUGUGGUACUCGAGGCGCGCCAACCGUAUACGUUAAAGUAUCUAGUUUUAAUAAUUGGAUUACGCAAAAAGCUCGAAAUUGA
Molecule: messenger RNA, 1893 nt
Organism: Cyphomyrmex costatus
Lineage: Eukaryota; Metazoa; Arthropoda; Insecta; Hymenoptera; Formicidae
Product: CUB and peptidase domain-containing protein 2-like
Biological process (GO): proteolysis
Molecular function (GO): serine-type endopeptidase activity
Source: RefSeq, a predicted model, not a curated record